AUGCAUCUCGUCUGUCUUGGCGUUAUGCGGCGCCUUCUGAGAAACUGGGUUAGCCAAGGGUUCGGGAGACGCCUAAGUCGACAGCAGCGUGAAAAUUUGAAUGAUUUACUUCGAAGUUGCAGUAAGCGUUUCCCCAGCAACUUUCAAAGGAAGCCAAGAGGCACUGAGGAACUUGACCGGUGGAAGGCCACAGAGUUUCGAAGCUUCCUCUUGUAUGUGGGACCUGUGGUUUUGAAGCAUGUGUUGCCAAACGAUCAGUACCGUCACUUUUUAAUGCUGCAUGUGGUGGCAGUGAGAAUUCUUGUAUAUCCUGCACAUUACGAGGUUUAUAACGGAUUUGCCAGGGACCUUCUUAGGUACUUUGUGCAGGAGUUUGGCACCUUGUAUGGGGCCAAGCAGCUCGUUUACAACGUGCACACGCUCAGCCAUCUGGCUGAGCAGUGUUUGGACCAUGGCUUUCUUGACAGUUUUAGUGCGUUUCCUUUUGAAAGUUUCCUGGGUAAGGUUAAGAAAAUGCUACGUUCAACAAGCAAGCCUUUAGCGCAGAUCAGCAGACGAAUGUCUGAAGUCAGACAUUUGUAUCAACCUGAGAUUUCGGAACGGAAACGCAUUGUCAAAGCAGGUCAGUGCUUCAUGCUGAACGAGUCUGCAGUUGUCGUCUUGAAGCUCCUUGAAGACAGGUUCAAGGCAAGCAUUCUGCCAAACAUGACAGAUUUUUUUGAACUGCCGAUCAAGUCGUCCGCCAUCGGCAUCUGGCAGUGCGAUUCCCUCACGCACGUGACUAAAAUGUACAACCUUUCCGAACUUGACACUGCUGUUCAAUACCUCAGACUGGACUACAGAAGCAGACAUGUCAUCCUUCCACUUCUACAUCUGCUGUAG
Ixodes scapularis (black-legged tick) is the source of this 882-nucleotide messenger RNA. RefSeq lists its product as uncharacterized. The record is from RefSeq and is a predicted model, not a curated record. The coding region runs from base 1 to 882 and encodes 293 amino acids. NCBI's taxonomy places the organism in Eukaryota, Metazoa, Arthropoda, Arachnida, Ixodida, Ixodidae. The transcript has a single exon.